Nematostella vectensis (starlet sea anemone) is the source of this 942-nucleotide messenger RNA. RefSeq lists its product as uncharacterized. Gene Ontology annotation, molecular function: nucleic acid binding. The coding region runs from base 1 to 942 and encodes 313 amino acids. The record is from RefSeq and is a predicted model, not a curated record. NCBI's taxonomy places the organism in Eukaryota, Metazoa, Cnidaria, Anthozoa, Actiniaria, Edwardsiidae. The transcript has 2 exons. Gene Ontology annotation, biological process: DNA integration.
AUGAGUGACCUGCCGAAGGACAGAGUCAACCCCAGUCCUCCAUUCACCUACAGCGCAGCAGACUACUUUGGACCAUGGACCGUAAAGGAGGGGCGUCGAGAGGUCAAACGAUAUGGGGUGUUGUUCACCUGCAUGGCUUCGCGGGCCGUGCACAUCGAGACAGCGAGUUCCUUAGACACAAGCUCAUUCCUGAACGCCUAUCGCCCCUUCGUUGGACGCCGAGGACCCGUGCGACAACUAAGAUCAGACCGAGGUACAAACUUUGUUGGCGCCAAGAACGAACUGCAGAGCCCUCUCUCCGAGAUGGAUAACCAGCGAGUUGGAUCCGAGCUACGAAAGGAGAACUGCGACUGGGUGGACUUCAAAUUUAACGUCCCCGACGCCAGUCACAGAGGGGGCUCAUGGGAGCGCCAGAUCCGCACAGUCCGAAACGUACUCGACUCACUGCUGUAUAAUCAAGGAACUCAACUUGAUGAUGAGUCGCUGAGAACCCUCCUCGUGGAAGCCGAGGCGAUCGUAAAUAGUCGUCCCCUCUCGGCAGACUCGGACAGCUGCGCCGCUGACCGAGAACCAUAUCCUGACGAUGAAGUCGUCAGUCGUCCUUCCACCGCCCUGCGUCUUCAAGCAAGUGGACACGUCCUAGAAGAAACCUUGAGGUCGGCGAUAUCUCAACACGCCCAGAAGUGGACACGUCCUAGAAGAAACCUCGAGGUCGGCGAUAUCGUCAUUGUCAAGGACGAGAGCCUUCAUCGCAACGAUUGGCGCCUAGCUCGAGUAGUCGAGGCGUUCACAAGCAAUGAUGGCCUGGUGCGCUUCGUCAAGGUGGCUGUUGGCGACUCAUCCCUGGACCGCACGGGACGACGAUGCAAGCAGACAACCUACCUCCAGAGACCAGUCCAGAAACUGGUGCUGCUACUCCCACACGAAGAAGCUGGCGACUAG